Klebsormidium nitens is the source of this 1239-nucleotide messenger RNA. The record is from the annotation of a GenBank genome assembly. NCBI's taxonomy places the organism in Eukaryota, Viridiplantae, Streptophyta, Klebsormidiophyceae, Klebsormidiales, Klebsormidiaceae.
AUGGGGGUUCGGAGUAGGAGGCACCUCGACGUGCCGGCGAUCAUUUUCUUCACCGCAAGUUCUUUCUGUGGACCAUGCCGUGACAUCAGCUCAGCCUUUGCGCGCUUGGAACAAAAGUAUCUCAACAUCAACUUCUUCAAGGUUGACGUCGACGCGCAUAGCGCGAUUGAUCACUUGUCGGAAGGCUUCGGCGUGGUCGGCGCAGGGGUGGUCGGGGCAGGGGUGGUCGGGGCAGAAGUGGUCGGGGCAGGGAUGGUCGGGGCAGGGAGGAUUGGGCUAGGGGCGGUCGGGAAAGGCGUCGCAAGCGCGGUCGUGUUUGCUGCACAGCCUUCUCAGGAAGCAAAGGCGCGGAUGGAAGACUUAGACUCUAAAGCCGUUCAACGGGCGGGCACACGGACGUCCAGAGAGCUGCGGUUUCAACGGAAGACAAAAUCAGGCGCAAUUGCUGACGGCGUUGCUCCGGAGGACGUGCAUAAGGGCGAGAAUCAUGGUUCUUGCCAAGGCGCUGGAGCGCCGAAAGAAGAGAGAGCUGUAGCCGUGGAUCUGAAGCCCGCUCCCAGCUCCGUCGUCAUUUCUUGGGUCUUUGAUGACGUCUUCAGGAGCAAGUGGGGACUGAGCAGAGAGGAGAAAGAAAUGCGCGAAGUUCAGUUGGAGGCACAUGCUGAGCGGCUGGGGAGUUGCUGGGAAAUGCAUGGUGACGAUUUCACCAAGGCUUUUGCGGAGAAACUCAUGGCACGUGUAGAAUCCAUAUUCUGCACAGACAGCCAGCUGAGGGAGGUUUAUCCAUUCCUUGUGGGGCUGUUUGGUGCUUGCACAGGCGGACUAAGCUUACACGUCACAAGGGGUUCGCAGGAGCUUUGGCCUUUUGUUUUGGAGGAGUUCCGCCGGAAGCACGAGCGGUUGGCUCGAGGAGUGGAAUGGGCGGCACCUGAAACAACGAACUGGCGGCAUCAAAUCCUCUGCGUCCUCCAUCAUCUGAAUCACUACUCAAUACUUUUUAGCAAAGAGGAGGGUUCUACCGAAGCGCCAAGCGAUCUAAGAAGAGCAAUCGGAAAAGUCAGAUCAGAGCUGUUGAUUGACCAGAACAAAGCAGAACAAGAGCAAGCGGACAAGAAGGCAAAAGAGGAAAGGGAAGCCAGAGAAGCGAAACUCAAGGCCAAACGACAGCAGUUCAAGGAUUCCUUGAAAAGAGCGCCUUGGGACAAGGAAGUAGCUGUAACAGGCCAGGAGAAGCCGUAA